AUGACCUGCCCCGUCCCCGUCGGGGAGCGGCAGGGAUGUUCAGCAAUGCGCAUGUGGCGCAACGCAACGAACACUUUGGUUGCGCCUAAUGCUGAUGAAGCUUGGCAACAGGUUGUGGACGCCUCGCCGCCAGAUUCGCUCUGGCACUCGCUUAGAAACUGCGUAGCUUAUCAGGCGGGCGUGUGGCAGAAUCUGUUGAACAAAGGAAUAGACGACGUAAUCCAACCAGCGGCUUUCAAGCUCGCGAUAGUACUGCGGCACACGCCGACAGAGCGAACUGUUCGUCUGCUGUCCGACAUGUUGCGAUUACAUCCACAAUCACAAGACCUAACGUCCUACAUCCUCGCAUUGUUGACUGAUGACGAAGCGAUAUGCUCUGGGGGAUGCAGCAGUAACGAAUCAUCCUCUCCUACGUCCCCCGAAAGCUCAGAUGAGAACCCGCAAGCCGAUGAUGAAGAGUCAGAGCCUACCAUAGAUUCUGAUAAUGAGGCUGAAGCGGUACCUAUCCCCGAUGAUCCAACGGAGAAAGCCGCUAGAGGGGAUACUGCGCCGCGCCCAGACAGCCCAGAUCGCGCCGACCAACCUGACAGUGCAACCGGGGCCAACGAAGAAGAUAGUUUACCGAAACCAGACAGUGCGAGCGGUGGGGUUGAACCGGAUAGCGUUGAACCGGAUUCUGUAGAAAAUGUAGAUGGUGAGGGAGCUGUGGGGGGUGACCUGCCUCCGGCGCCCGCCACUCCUUCCGGCCCCGCCCCGCUGCGAGACCUUCAGCUCUUCGGUGACUGCGAGCUUGCCGUACUAGCGGCUUCGAGAGAAGAAUACGAUGCGCAUGCGAAACUAGUUCGGGCUGAGUACUCGAAGCUCUCUCAAGAUAACUAUGUCGAAUUAAGAAUUAAAGUACUGAACCAGUUCUCGCAAAUCCCGAAGUUGUUCCACACGCCGGAAUUCGAGUGCUUCGAGGCGGCCGCUCGCGAGAAUAUCGAGCGCGAGAUCUGCACCUUGCGAGAACAUCUUCUCACUGGAAGAAAAGACUAG
Molecule: messenger RNA, 1035 nt
Organism: Arctia plantaginis
Lineage: Eukaryota; Metazoa; Arthropoda; Insecta; Lepidoptera; Erebidae
Source: the annotation of a GenBank genome assembly